Messenger RNA from Paralichthys olivaceus (Japanese flounder), 593 nucleotides. The record is from RefSeq and is a predicted model, not a curated record. Lineage: Eukaryota; Metazoa; Chordata; Actinopteri; Pleuronectiformes; Paralichthyidae.
GAGGUACGCUUCACUUACACAGGUUCAGAGCUGCCAAGAGGACGUGCCCAGCUCAAUCAGGUUCAUUGUUCAACCAUCUGUGACCAAACAUCCAAUGGCAGCAAAUUUGAGAGACUGGAACAGCGGUCUCUGUGACUGCCUCGAGGAUGGAAGCUCUUGUUGCUAUGGCUUCUGGUGCUGUCCUUGCCUCGCCUGCACGGUUUCAGGAAAAUUCGGAGAGAACCGUUGCCUCCCCUUAUGCGACAUUUGCAGCCCUGCUAUCUUAUCCGCCUGCGGGAUACCUCUCUUUGUCCCCCCCGCCGCAGUGACUCUCCGGGCCUCCAUUCGGAGCAGAUACGGCAUCAAGGGCUCUCUCUGUAAGGACAUCGUAGCUUCCUGUUUCUGUAUGUGGUGCUCCUGGUGUCAGAUGCAUCGUGAGUUAAAACAAGUCAAAAAGAACAACGUGGUCAUCGUCAACGCACAGCCUGCACCUAUGGUGAUGGGACAACGCCCUGCUGCUGUGAACCAACAUGGGGUCAUCAUGACGUCAUACUGAGAUUUGCGGCCUCUCCUUGAAAAGUUCUGUCUUGUCACAGGUAUAGAUUAAUAAUCCA